This is a messenger RNA of Paramecium sonneborni, 1894 nucleotides long. The record is from the annotation of a GenBank genome assembly. NCBI's taxonomy places the organism in Eukaryota, Ciliophora, Oligohymenophorea, Peniculida, Parameciidae.
AUGCUAAACGUUUUGAAUAAAUUUGAAACCUUAGAAUUAGAAAAUACAUUAACGUCUCUCAUCCAAAGAUUAAUGGAACCUCAUCUUCAUAAUUUCUAUAAAAAUUAAGCUCUUUUAACUGAUUUGUCUUAAUAAUUUAGAGGCUAAUUGAAGGAAGUAUAAACUUUAAAAGAAAAUUUAGAGCCGAAAUACAACGAAUUAAAAUUAAAACUUUAAUCUUAAGAAUAAAAAUUACAAGAAAAUUUCAAAGUUUGUAUUACACAAUCUUCGGAAAAAUAAUAUCAGAUUGAUUAAAUCAAAAAUCAAAUUUAAACAUUUUCCACAGAAUCGUAACAAGCUGAAAUUUUUUACAGAGAAGCUAAAUAAGAACUUCAGGAAGUUAAAGUUGCUAAUUUCUCAUUUAAAACCUCUUUAGAAUAAAGUAUGGACAAAAUAAAUUAGAUAUAUAAUUAAGAGUUUUCAGACCUUAAAUAAUAAAUCAUAGGUAUUGAUUAAAGUUAAAGAAAAAUAAUACAUUAAAUUUCUCAUGAAGAUGCACAGAUAAAGGCUUAUUCAAUGAAAUUAGAUUAGAUUAAAAAUGAUAUUUCAUCAAAUAAUUUAAAAAAUUUUUAAUAAGCAAAAACCAUAGAUAAGGUGAAUCAAAUGUUGGAAACCUUAAUUGAGGAAAACAAAAUUAUAAAAAAUAAUUUAUAAGUUAUUGAUGAAUUUAAACAUAAACUUAGCUCAAUAGAGAUUUACUUACGAUAUUAUCAACACUACCAUAUAUAAAAUUAAAUCAAUGAUUCUCUUUUUUUUAGUUUACCUUUAAAAUUUUUUUCUAAGUAUGCAUAAUUUGAAAAGUAAAAAUUUGACGAGUUUGAUAAAACUAUUCUAAAUAUUAAUAAUGAUUAUAAUAUUUAAGAAUUGAUGGAUUGGCAUAAAACAAUAGUCUUAAAAGCUUCUAAAAGAUUUUAAAAGGCUUAAGAAACUUUGAAAAAUGCUGAGAAUGAUUAAGAUUCUUCUGUUGAAGAUUAAUAAGGCGAUGAGAAUAAAACAACUUAAUUUGUAGAUAGUAAGAAUUAAAAAAAAACGAAAAGAAAAUAAUCAGCUAAUCUGGUUUAUUUUGAAGAAUAAUUACGUUAAUUGAAAGAAUAAUUUGAUUAAUAGUUAGAUGAAAAAUCAAAUGAAAUUAAUUCUUUAAAAUAAAAGUUUAAAGAACUUAAUGAUGAACUCUAUUUAUCAUAGAUCUAAUUUUAGGCAAACAUUGAAUUAAAUAUAUAAAAAUAGGCAUCAAACUCUAAAUAAUCUAUUAAUAAUUUAUAAUAAUUAUUAAAUGAGAUAUAAAGUGAAUUUUCAAAGAGUGAUUAUAAGAAGUUAAAUGAAGAAAUAGCGCUUUUGAAAUAAUUUAAAUUAAAUAUGUUAAGAAUAAGUUCAAAUAUAUUAUGCUUAUUAAGAUAAGAUGAGUUGGAUAAAGAAGAUCUAAAAUUAUUAGGAGGAAAAGAUAUUUAAAUAGAUAGUGCUCUCUCGAUUAUGAAUGUAGUAUAUUUAAUAACAAUUAUAGAGCCAAGGUCUUAUUGGGAACAAAAAGAAAUCUAUUAUGCUUAAUUCUAGUUGUCUAUCCUGUUCAGGAUCUCCAAUUCAAUUAUUUUAAUUUUUUAAAGUUGCAUGUUUGGGUUAUAACCCUUCAGAAGUUGAAAUAGAUGGUCGUUUUUUUAAAAGAGUAGAGUUAAUUUAAAAAUGUUAAGAAGUGAUUUAAGAACUACAUCAUCGAAAGAAGAGUUUAAUUCCUGUAAAGGAAAGGCAAAUUAGAAAUUUUGAGUAAAGGAGCAAUUCAAUAUAAGCAUCACCACGUUUUUUUUCAACUGAAAACCGUCAAAAGUUUCAAAAAUUAAGCUAAAUGAAAAUAUAUUAAUGA